This is a messenger RNA of Cyclocybe aegerita, 714 nucleotides long. Lineage: Eukaryota; Fungi; Basidiomycota; Agaricomycetes; Agaricales; Hemipholiotaceae. The record is from the annotation of a GenBank genome assembly.
AUGCCUGCCUUUUUAAACUCCAAAGCUCCCGCUAUCUCAAGUUCCCGCAAGGCUCGGAAGGACGAAGCCAAGACUCUUAAGCUCAUGACUCUUGAAGAUCGCCAGUCAUGGCUUGAUUUCCUGCACGGAGUGGCGAGUGAAAGCUACAGGGCGUAUCUUGAUGCCUCCAACAACUUCCAAAACUUGGGGAGAAUGCUCCCCAGCACUCCUGCAAAAGGACGGCCAAGUUUUAUCGAGCAUGUUCUCCACAUGGCAGCCAACAGCCGUGACCACACUGGAGGAGACUACAUCCCCUAUCUGACCGUGAUCUACGAUGCCCUCGUGGACUUACUCAAAACGCCACUUGAAGGCAAUGCACAUCUUCCCCUCGAGUUCAACGAUGACAUCGAAGACUCGGACGAAAAUGCUAUAAGCAUGACAAUCAUUAACGAGAAAGGCCGUAUUAGUUGGAGGAGCAACUACGCCCCGACUGAUCUUCUCGGCCUCGCGGACCCCUACGCAGUCAAGACGGAGUCAAUUAUGCAGCAUUUGUUGCAACGGCUCUUCACGAUCAUCCAUUUCCGUUUAACGGAAAGAAUCAGUAGAGGCGCAGCUCCCAGAACACGGAAGGAUCUUGUCAAUGAGGCGAAGAAGGACUAUCCCGAAUUUAUCAAAGUUUUCGGUGAUGCCAUUGCCUGUGUCGAAGGACAUGCCGAUGACGAGACAGAAGAUUAA